Molecule: messenger RNA, 1153 nt
Organism: Leguminivora glycinivorella
Lineage: Eukaryota; Metazoa; Arthropoda; Insecta; Lepidoptera; Tortricidae
Gene: Rcd-1
Product: CCR4-NOT transcription complex subunit 9
Exons: 2
Coding region: 174-1082 (302 amino acids)
Biological process (GO): negative regulation of translation; mRNA catabolic process
Cellular component (GO): CCR4-NOT complex; P-body; CCR4-NOT core complex
Source: RefSeq, a predicted model, not a curated record
ACUCUUUUACUUUGACGUUUGUCAAGACGAGACUCAGUAUUUUUGAUAAAUUGUGAUAUAAAUUAGAAACUAUUUUGUUUUAGUGGACAAUGAGUUAUGACCUAUAUUAAGAAUCUAUUCUAUGCCAGUGCCAAGUAUAUAGUAUUUCAACUAGCUUUCAUUGAGCUGCAACAAUGAAUAACAACAUGAGCGCCCAGCAAAGCCCGGCCAACAUGCAAGCCGUGGUGGACCGCGAGAAGAUCUACACGUGGAUUCUGGAGCUAUGUAACCCAGAGACGAGGGAGAAUGCUCUCCUGGAAUUGAGUAAAAAGCGGGAAGUGGUCCCCGACUUGGCACCCAUGCUGUGGCAUAGCUUUGGCACCAUAGCCGCGCUGUUGCAAGAGAUUACGAACAUCUAUGUGGCAAUGAUCCCGCCGACACUGACCGCGCAUCAAAGCAACCGUGUAUGCAACGCUUUAGCCUUGAUGCAGUGUGUAGCCUCUCAUCCUGAGACGAGGUCUGCAUUCCUUCAAGCCCAUGUUCCAUUAUUCCUGUAUCCCUUUCUCCACACGGUCUCCAAAACUAGACCCUUCGAAUACUUGCGAUUAACAAGUCUUGGAGUGAUUGGGGCAUUGGUCAAGACAGAUGAACAGGAAGUUAUAACAUUUCUGCUGACCACAGAGAUAAUUCCCCUGUGCUUGCGUAUUAUGGAAAAUGGGUCUGAACUUUCUAAAACGGUUGCCACAUUUAUACUCCAAAAGAUUUUGCUAGAUGACAGUGGUUUGUGCUACAUUUGUCAAACCUAUGAUAGAUUUUCACAUGUAGCCAUGAUACUUGGGAAGAUGGUGCUGUCUUUAGCAAAAGAUCCUUCUGCGAGGUUGUUGAAGCAUGUAGUUCGCUGCUAUCUCCGUCUGUCAGACAACCCGAGGGCCAGGGAGGCACUGAGACAAUGUCUUCCGGAUCAGUUGCGAGAUGCUACAUUCACGGCCUGCCUUCAGGAAGACAACUCUACAAAGCACUGGCUUGCGCAGUUGAUAAAGAAUUUAGAAGCCCAGCCUCCUCCUGCUAGCCCCGCUCAGCAGAACAUGUACAAAACAAGAUGAAAGCACUUAUUUUGUAUGCAGAUGUAGUCAACUGGUAUAAGAAUAAAGUGUUUCAUAAUGUGGCAUGUAUA